Messenger RNA from Didymodactylos carnosus, 2128 nucleotides. NCBI's taxonomy places the organism in Eukaryota, Metazoa, Rotifera, Eurotatoria, Philodinida, Philodinidae. The record is from the annotation of a GenBank genome assembly.
UCGAAACGUCGACAGUAAUAAAAUAAAUUGUUAUAUCUAUUAACAAAAUGUCAAUAAAAAGAUUUAAAGCUGCUGUUAACUCUAUCAUAUUCAUUCUCAAAUGUUUACCCAUAUCAAAACAAAAUUAUUUAUCAAAGAUAAGGCAGCAAUAUGGGUCUUAUAUUACAAAUAAUGUAUUUCUGUAUGGAAAAUUACGAAUAAAGUUAUGUAAAUUAAAAUGCGAUUUAAUAUUCUUAAAAGUAUGCAAGAGAGAAAACCUCCUACCAAAAUUUGUAACAUUCAAAAUACCCUCUACACAUCAACAUCAUCAGAGAGCAAUACAAAAUUGUUAUCGUGCAAUAUUGAUAAAUGAAAUUAAAAUUAAAAAGCGUCAGUUAUCACAAUUAUAUAAAAUGUGUAAAAAUUUAGAAAGUUCAAUUCAAGUUGAGAUGGAUCCAGUUAUCAAAAGCAGAAUACGAACAAUAAUUAAGGAAUUAGAAAAAGAAAAAGAAAUUGUAUUUAGAAAUAGACAUGGUAAAAAAUUGGAAAUGUUGAGAACAUUACAGAAACUACCGUCAAAUAUUAAACGUAAAACAAUUACAACAUCUCCAAUAAAGAAUUAUUCAAAAAGGACUUUAACACAUGACGAAACUGUAGCUUUAGAAAAUGGGCUUGAUUUCAUUUUGCCAUCACUAACUUUUGAUGAAGAAUCGUUCAUUUCUAACAUUGAGACUUUAUUUGUCAGCUUACUUGGAAAAUGUUCAGAUAAAAAUGAUUAUGAGGAACGGGAGAGUGACGAAUUAAUUGUUUAUAAUCUAACACCUGAACAAUUAAAACUAUCAAAUAAAUUAAGAAAGUUAUGUGAUACAUUUAGAUGGAAUGCAUAUAAAACGAUUUCGCGUUACAGAGAUGAUACUGAACCAAUGAUAAGAACACUACGGAAUUUAUCUAAAGAUAAAUCAAUCCACAUUUCGCGUGCAGAUAAGGGUCGAGCGGUGGUCAUUCUUAAUAAAAUAGAUUAUAAUACGAAAAUGGAAUCAAUUUUGAAUGAUACAGGUGCGUUUAAAAUAAUAGAGAGUGAUCCAACGUUAAAAAAGGAAGAUAUGUUACAACAUAAAUUAUUAAAAUUGAGAAAUUCAGGCUUCAUUACUGAUGCAGAGUAUAUUUAUGCUCGCCCUGUUGGUUCGGGACCAGGUAAAGCCUAUGGUUUACCAAAAAUCCAUAAAAAAGAUCUACCAUUGCGUCCUAUUAUCUCGACGUGUAAUACAUUCAAUUAUAAACUAUCAAAACUUUUAGCAAAAAAAUUAGGUCAUCUACGAAUUAGUCCAAAUAUUAUUAAUGACACAUUUAAGUUUGUUGAUGAAAUCCAUAGUUUAAGAUUUAAUCAAGAUGAAAUCAAAUUAGUGUCUUUCGAUAUUAUAUCUUUAUUUACAAAAGUACCUCUAGAUAGAACAAUUGAAAUAAUCCUAGAGCAGAUGUACGGCAAACCACACACUUGUACAUUUAGUAACAAGAAAAAAGAUGAUUGGUGUGAUAACUGUAAAAAUAGAUAUGAAUUGAAAUCACUAUUAGAAAUAGCAACAAAAGAUUCUCAUUUCAUCUUCAACGAUAAAAUAUAUUGUCAACUACAAGGUAUUGCGAUGGGGAGCCCUUUAGGCCCCCUAUUCGCAGACGUUUAUAUUAAUUAUCUUGAAACAAAAUUAAAACGAAGAUUAGUUACCAAUGGUGUAUUAUAUUGGAAAAGGUUUGUGGAUGAUAGUUUCGUAAUAGUAAAAAAAGACGCUGAUAUAAAUAAACUACUAAAAAUUUUAAACAGUUUUGAUCCUGCUGUACAAUUCACAGUAGAAAUAGAGAAUAAUGGCACUAUUCCAUUUCUUGAUAUAUUAAUUAGUCGAAACAAUAAUUCAACAGGCUCCAGAACAUUUACAACAACGAUCUACCGAAAGCCCACAUUUACUGGUUUACUUUUAAAAUGGACGUCAUAUGUACCAAUGUCAUAUAAAAUAUCUGCAAUUAGUUCAAUGGCAUAUCGAGCAAUAAGAAUUUGCUCCACGUAUGUACUAUUACAUCAUGAAUUCAAAUUUAUUAGAUUACUUGCAAUGGAAAAUGGAUAUCCAAUAGAAUUUGUACUUAAUCAAAUAGGAAAAAC